This is a messenger RNA of Nycticebus coucang (slow loris), 3279 nucleotides long. It is a transcript of the gene TTLL13, whose product is annotated as tubulin tyrosine ligase like 13. Gene Ontology annotation, cellular component: cilium. The transcript is spliced from 14 exons. Gene Ontology annotation, molecular function: tubulin-glutamic acid ligase activity; tubulin binding. The coding region runs from base 1 to 2706 and encodes 901 amino acids. NCBI's taxonomy places the organism in Eukaryota, Metazoa, Chordata, Mammalia, Primates, Lorisidae. Gene Ontology annotation, biological process: protein polyglutamylation; microtubule cytoskeleton organization. The record is from RefSeq and is a predicted model, not a curated record.
AUGCUUCUGCAGCUGUGUCCACAACUGGCGCGCCCUGCGUCAUGCGGCCCUGAGAUGACUGGGCAUCCCACUCACCCCACUGCUUGGAUACAUUCUACUCCGCACCAGGCGGUUUUGUUCUGCAGGGGAGGCGCCAUUUCCUCAAACGCAGGAAUCCAGGCCGUGGGGUGGGCUCCUGCAGGCCUCUGGCCUGGAGGGAGGCUGACAUUCCUUCCCACACCCUCCCUAGAAUCUAGGAGGAUGGAACCGAAUACCUGUAAGACCAGCGAAUCUGAGGAGGAGUAUGUUGAGGAAGAGGAAUCUGAGGAGGAGUGCAUUAAAGAGGAAGCUCGGGUCCCAUCCAGCCCCCCACAGCAGGCGUUCUCAAAGGGUUAUGCAGCAUUUGAGAAUAAGAGUCCCUUAUCCAUUAUAGCCACGAAAAUUCCAAAGAAAAUCGCAGCCCCAGAUGACUUAGAAGUUGGGAGAAGAAAGAGAAGGCGGAAACGCAGACCCCUGGCCAUCAACCUGACCAACUGCAAGUAUGAGAGUGUGCGUCGGGCAGCGCAAAUGUGUGGCUUGAAGGAGGUGGGGGAGGAUGAAGAGUGGACUGUGUACUGGACAGACUGCUCUGUCUCACUGGAGCGUGUCAUGGAAAUGAAGAGGUUUCAGAAAAUCAACCACUUCCCCGGCAUGACAGAAAUCUGCCGCAAAGAUCUGCUGGCUCGGAACCUCAACCGCAUGCAGAAACUCUAUCCAGCAGAGUACAACAUCUUCCCCCGCACCUGGUGCCUCCCAGCAGACUAUGGGGACUUCCAGAGCUACGGUCGUCAGCGAAAAACCCGCACUUUUAUCUGCAAGCCAGACAGUGGCUGUCAGGGACGUGGCAUCUUCAUCACCCGAAAUCCCCGGGAGAUCAAGCCAGGAGAACAUAUGAUUUGCCAGCAAUACAUUUCCAAGCCCUUCCUCAUUGAUGGCUUCAAGUUUGACAUGCGAAUCUAUGUCCUAAUCACGUCCUGUGACCCUCUUCGGAUCUUCGUGUACGAGGAGGGCCUGGCCCGUUUUGCCACCAUGCCCUAUGUGGAGCCCAGCCAUAACAACUUGGAUAAUAUCUGCAUGCACCUGACUAACUAUGCUAUCAACAAGCACAAUGAAAAUUUUGUCCGGGACGAUGCUAUGGGCAGUAAGAGGAAGCUGUCGACACUCAACAAUUGGCUACAAGAGCACAACUAUGACCCUGGAGAGCUGUGGGGGGACAUCGAGGACAUCAUUAUCAAAACCAUCAUCUCUGCCCAUUCUAUUCUUCGCCACAACUACCGAACUUGCUUUCCCCAAUAUCUGAGUGGAGGCACAUGUGCCUGCUUUGAGAUCCUUGGUUUUGACAUCUUGCUGGACCACAAGCUGAAGCCCUGGCUGCUAGAGGUAAACCACUCUCCAAGCUUCACCACGGACUCACGCCUUGAUCGAGAAGUAAAGGAUGCCCUUCUCUGUGAUGCCAUGACCCUUAUCAACCUCCGGGGAUGUGACAAAAGGAAGGUGAUAGAGGAGGACAAACGGCGAGUCAAGGAGCGGCUUUUCCAGUGCCACCCACAGCCACGAGAAGCCAGGCGAGAACAAAUUGAGUCAUCGCAUGCAGCAAUGCUGGACCAGGAGCGAUAUGAGGACUCCCACUUGGGAGGAUACCGGAGGAUCUACCCUGGGCCUGACACAGGGAAGUAUGCACCCUUCUUCAAGCACAAUGGCUCCCUCUUCCAGGAGACUGCUGCUUCCAAGGCCAGAGAGGAGUGUGCCAGGCAGCAGCUAGAAGAGAUCCGCCUUAAGCAGGAACAGCAAGAGACCUCAGGCACUAAGAGGCGAAAGGACAAUAGGGAGCAGAACCAGGGUGAAUCAGCUGGGGAGAAGAGCCGAUCCCGGGCAGGGCUCCGGGGACUUUCCACCCACUUGGCUUACAGGAAACGCAUCCGGGAGAAAGAGCUGCUACCAGUACUACUGGACACCAUGGAGCCUCAAGAUAUUGUGGAAGAGGAGGAACUGGAGCGGAUGAAGUCCCUGCUACAAAGGGAAAAUCUCAUCCGAAGCCUGGGUAUUGUAGAGCAGCUUACCCGCAUCCUGCACCCCAGCCGCCGGGGCCAAAGAAAGCUUCAUGAGAAUCGGCCUAGAUUUCAUCAGGAUGGGCCAGGCAGUGAAGAACCACAAUCUGUGAGUCUGGUCCCAUUGUUGCUCCUGAGAGGGGCUGCCACAAAGCAGGGCACUCCUCAUUUCCUGCAUCCAGUUCGGCCCCAUAAAUUGAUCCCCAGGAUCUUAGGGCCACUGCCAAGCAUGAAUAUGGCAGUUCCACAUCAUUCCCGAUGCCAACUGCAGCCCAAGACCUUCAAAUGGAUAGGAGAUCCAGCAGCCUUCGGCCCCUGUUCAUUGUCAAUGAAGAAAUCAGGGAGGUACUACUUUUCCAGCACCAGAGUCAGGCUCACUAGUGAAGUCCAAGCCAGCAGAAGGCUAGAAGCCAUAAACCAAGCCCUGGCAGGAUCAGUGCCACCCACUUUAACCCCCAAGCAGAGCUAUCUUCUGCAACCGGAAAGAGCGACAUGUGACGCGUGGACUGAAUGCACCUUGCCCUCCAUGGUAAACGCUGACCACAGAGCAGCCAAGGCUCAGGACCUCACCCUUUGCCCUGCUCCUGCACCUGUGCUGCAGCGGCCCAGCGCAAUCCUCAACAUCAGUCAGCACAGGUAAAAGCAGGGGCAGCUCUACCUCUCCUGGAGAGCGGCCGUCAGGUUUCCAAAGGAGCAAAGGGCCUUCAAUCUUUGUUAAAUGAAAGACUGCUGCCAACUUCCAGUUUGAAAAGCCCUGGCCAGGAACUGUUUGCAUAAGGCAAACACAAACACCAGGAAUUCCUCAACAACCUAAGAUUAUAUUGGGAUCGGUAAAGACUAAAAGAUGAAGAGGAGCCCAGGCCCGCCACGUACUCAUCUCUGCUGGUCAAGCCUUGGCAUGGGCUUAUCGCUAGGCAAUGGGUCUGAACCUUGGGACGGCCGGGGCUGAAGGUUACCCCGGCGCCAAGAAGCCCCCUUCCCAAAGAAGCUGAGCGCCUCAGUCCCCGGGCUGUAGCCGGCAGACAAGUGCCCAAGGGAAGCCCCGCCUCCCGCGACGGCGGCGGCGACAGGCAGGCCUACAUAGCCGCUGGGGCAGGGGACGGCUCUUGGCAAUCGGAUCCGUCUUUUUAUUAAAGUUUAUGCCGUUUUCCAGGUGCGUCGCGUAUCUCAUUUUCGCCCUCACAUUCCAAGAAGCUCCCUCCGCAGUCACAGC